This is a messenger RNA of Cololabis saira (Pacific saury), 978 nucleotides long. RefSeq lists its product as uncharacterized. Bases 1 to 978 code for a protein of 325 amino acids. The transcript has a single exon. Gene Ontology annotation, molecular function: nucleic acid binding. NCBI's taxonomy places the organism in Eukaryota, Metazoa, Chordata, Actinopteri, Beloniformes, Belonidae. The record is from RefSeq and is a predicted model, not a curated record.
AUGGCUGUGAUCAACUCGCAAACCAGUGCGCUCAUCAAGAAUCUGCGGAAUAAGGGUUGGCAGACUCGAGCUAUAGCCGAACAUCUGGAGACGAUUGGAGUUAAAGCUUCUUUUGACACCAUCCGUCGUCACAGCCGCCAUGCUUUUGUGGAAAGGAAGAAACGCAAUCCAUAUAAACUCACGAGUCUGGUGAUGGAAAUGAUAGAUUCCAUCCUGAAAGCAGACGACGAAUUGCCGGCAAGGAAAGUGAGAUCGUUUCUCCAAAGCAGGCACAACAUCACCUUGAGUUUGCUUACGGUGAGAAAGGCAAUUCGUGAUCUAGGCUGGAAGUUUGGGAAGCCCAGAUUCGUGCCGAUGACCCGGGAAAAAAACAAAGUGGCGCGUCUGCUUCAAGCGCAAUCCUGGCUGGUUGCUGGAGAGUGCUUUAAUAAUGUUUUUUUCACUGACGAAUCAACGGUCACACUGGAGCGAUUUGCUCUGCAGUGCUGGAGGAAAAACAAUUUCACAGGCACAGCAAAGCCUAAAGUGAAACACCCAGUCAAGUUGCACGUCUGGGGCGGAAUUUCACGUUGUGGCCCGGGUCCGCUGGUCAUAUUUGAUGGCAUCAUGGAUCGCCACUUCUACGCGGAGGAGAUCAUCACAAAGCAGGCCGCUCCAUACCUGCGGGAUCAGUUCCCUAUGAGAACCCAUCGUUUCUUUCAGGACAAUGAUCCCAAACACACUCCAGUCAGUGUGAAAGCCUGCGUUGAGAGAGAGGGCAUCAACUGGGUGAAGACGCUGGCAGAGUCGCCGGAUUUAAACCCGAUCGAGCUGGUCUGGGCUGCAUUGAAACGGCACAUUUGCUGUGAGGCGAAACCCAAGAGCAGAGAAGAACUGAUCUGUGCUAUCGAGUCUUUCUGGAAAUAUGAACUCACCAAAGAGCUGUGCAACAAAUACAUAGAUCACUUGGACAGAGUAAUAAAGCGGUCAUUGCCUUAA